Abrus precatorius (Indian licorice) is the source of this 1590-nucleotide messenger RNA. Its product is annotated as probable transcription factor KAN4. The coding region runs from base 393 to 1511 and encodes 372 amino acids. Gene Ontology annotation, molecular function: DNA binding; DNA-binding transcription factor activity. Lineage: Eukaryota; Viridiplantae; Streptophyta; Magnoliopsida; Fabales; Fabaceae. The transcript has 7 exons. The record is from RefSeq and is a predicted model, not a curated record.
CAAAAAUAGUUUUUCUACCUUCUUGAAUUUGAUGACUCUUAAUUAAUUCUGCUGCUGAAUGGAUGAUAUACCACAAAGACAUCCUCAAAGCCAGGCAUCAAAUUAUAUCCCCUCUCUUCCAUCCCUUUCUGUCAUACCCUCUACCCAUCAAAGAACAACAUGAUCCAAUCCAGUUUAAUCUGUUUGUGAAUCGUUCCUUUUUUAGCUAGAUGAUGGAGCUUUUCAGAUAUGACUGAUUGAAGACAUGUUUGGAUAUGCAGUUGCACACAACACGUGAUCAUUAGACUCGGAAGAGAAAAAACACAUCAUCAUCUUAAAUGAACUAAAAUUCCAACUUUGCAAACGACUAAGAAGUUAACUGGUGACCUUGGAGGCAAAACCAGUGCAAAGACAUGUCAGAAGGAUACGAGAUUCAUAACAAUGAGGAAACAUCAUCGGGAUGUUCCCAGAAAUGUUCUUCCUUUGACUUGAAUGAAGAAGCUAGCAGUGAAGAAAACAAUGAUACAGAAGAAGAGACCUGUGAGCUCACAACUGAGGAGAAUGAGAAAGCAAAGGAUGAGGGCAUUUCAGUAAAUAGUAGUACAUCAAGAGAAGGAAAUGAGAGAAGAGGCACAGUAAGACAAUAUGUUAGGUCAAAGAUGCCUCGGCUUAGGUGGACUCCUGAGCUCCAUCUUUCAUUUGUUCAUGCUGUUGAAAGACUUGGUGGUCAAGAGAGAGCAACACCCAAGUUGGUGCUUCAACUAAUGAAUGUGAGAGGACUCAGCAUUGCUCAUGUCAAGAGUCACUUGCAGAUGUAUCGAAGCAAGAAACUUGACGAGGCUGGACAAGUUCUAAGCCAAACGUACAGGUCGACCCAAGAAGUAGGUCGUAGAUCUCAGAUACUCCAUCAGUCUAUGAGUCCUCAACAGCAUUUGAAGAUGGGGAAUGGUGGGAUUAUUCUUGCAAGUAAUUUCAACGAGCAUAGUCAUUUCCAAAGUCUCUUGCAGCCCUCCUUCUCCCAAUCACGUUCCCAUGCAAACACCACUCAUUCGAGGCACCAGCAUUGGUACUUCAAUCACCAACCUUUUGGAGUUCCAAUAGGUUCAAACCAAAUUCAACUAAAGGAUACAACCGUAAGAGUUGCACCCAUGAGAGCAAGUCAAUUUCUUGAAGAGAAAAGAUGGCCUCCUUUGGAAAUUAUGAGUAAUCAACAAUCGAAGUUCAAAAGGUUACCUGCCAAUAUUUCUGCUAAAAUUGGGUCAGAAGCUUUUCAGCCAGUUGGGAACAAAACAAGUAUCGGAUUCGGAGAAUAUCUAUCCAAGAACUCUAAUGAACCUCGCAACUAUUCCAACAGUUUAAAGCUACAAUUUGAUCCGCCGUUUCGGAUUAAGUUGAAUCAAGAGAAACUGCAGAAAGACGAGCAACAAUUGCCUAAUUUGCAAUUGAGUUUGAGCCACACAGUUGGAACCGAUGGCAAGAUUGUUCAUUACAGAGAAACCCAAGAAAUUAGCACAAAGCUUUCACUUUCUUAGAGCUUCGUAAUGUGAGUAACGCAAAUACCAUUACCUAGAUAUUAUUAUAAAAACAGAGAGAUUAUAUAUUCAAACAAGA